Sphaeramia orbicularis (orbiculate cardinalfish) is the source of this 1936-nucleotide messenger RNA. It is a transcript of the gene syt8, whose product is annotated as synaptotagmin VIII. Gene Ontology annotation, biological process: synaptic vesicle endocytosis; calcium ion-regulated exocytosis of neurotransmitter. Gene Ontology annotation, cellular component: exocytic vesicle; axon; synaptic vesicle membrane. Bases 147 to 1553 code for a protein of 468 amino acids. Gene Ontology annotation, molecular function: clathrin binding; calcium ion binding; SNARE binding. NCBI's taxonomy places the organism in Eukaryota, Metazoa, Chordata, Actinopteri, Kurtiformes, Apogonidae. The transcript is spliced from 9 exons. The record is from RefSeq and is a predicted model, not a curated record.
GUGCUGCUGCAGAUGAAGAUGAACACCUGAAGUUCAGCAGGAAAGAAAAUUAAAUACAAAGAGCAGCCGUCAGAACAAAUGGAGAGGACAUGAGACUUAAAUAGAGGAAAAUUCGACUUCUGAACAGGAACUCUUAUUGUUACUGGAUGUCUCCUCUCUUCAUCUUCCUCAUCAUGCCGACCGUCCAUGCAUCAUCAAACUCAUCUUACCAUAUGUCACCAAAUUCAUCACAUCAUCUGUCACCAAAUUCAUCCCAUCAUGUGUCACCAAAUUCAUCACAUCAUCUGUCACCGAAUUCAUCCCAUCAUGUGUCACCAAGCUCAUCUCACCCACCAACGCACCCAACAACCAUCCACCCCUUCACUAACCUUACCACCACCUUCCACCCCUAUACUAACACCACAGUUAAUCCAAUUGUUUCUGCUAUUACUGGCUUCUUCAACAACCUCCUGGACCACAUCCCCUUGCCUCGAUGGGCAAUCUAUACCAUCUUUGCAUGUGGUGGGCUGCUCAUUCUGCUGAUCCUUCUUUGUAUCUGCAUCAAAUGCUGCUGCAGAGGCAAGAAGAAGAAACAGAAGAAAGAUGAGCAAAUAGGUCUGAAGGGAGUGAAUGGAAAUACCACUACAGCUCUGAUUCAGCCAGAUGCAGCAGAUAUGAAUUAUGGAUCAGCCAAAAAGCAAAGAGGGAAGUUGCUUUACUCUCUGGAGUACAAUGCCGCCCAGACUGAGCUCACAGUGGGAAUCAAACAGGCAGACAACCUGAAGGCCAUGGACCUGGGAGGGAGCUCCGACCCGUAUGUCAAAAUCUACAUCUGUCCGGACAAAACAAAAACCUGUGAGACCAAAGUGUUCAGAAACACACUGAAACCGGUCUUCAAUGAGCAGUUCACAUUCCAGAUAACCAAGUCGUCUCUCCUGAAGUCGACUGUGGUGAUGCAGGUAUUCGACUUCAACAGAUUCUCCAAACAUGAAAUCAUCGGUGAGAUCAGGCUGCAGCUCGGCAGCAUAGACUGGAACCACGUCAUUGAAGAGUGGCAGGACCUCGCAGAGCCUGCGAAAUUUGAGGAAGAAAAUCUGGGGGAGAUCUGCUUCUCUCUGCGUUAUGUUCCCACUGCUAAUAAACUGACUGUGGUGAUCCUGGAGGCCAAAAACCUGAAGAGCAUGGACAUCGGAGGAACCUCGGAUCCUUACGUGAAAGUGCAGUUAGCGCUUGACAAGAGGAAAUGGAAAAAACGGAAGACGUCCAUUAAGAAGAAGACACUGAAUCCAUAUUAUAAUGAGUCCUUCACUUUCACUGUGACGUUUGAACAAAUCCAGAAAGUGAAUCUGGUGAUCUCUGUGUGGGACCAUGAUUCCAUGUCCCGGAACGACACCAUGGGAAAGAUCUUCCUGGGCUGUGACGCCACUGGGAACCAGCUGAGGCACUGGGCCGACAUGUUGUCCAACCCGCGGCGUCCGGUCGCUCAGUGGCACAGCCUGAUUUCAGCCGAGCAGGUCAAUUCCACCCUGGCUCUGAAAAAGAAGAUUCCCAUCCCCAACAAAAUGCCUUUCUGAUGGAAAAUGUACUGUCAAGACAUUUCAAAUGCAUCAGCAUGUGGUGAUUUAAAGGAAAAUCAUUUCUAAGAUUUAUUUGCAUCUGAUUUUAUAUCACCUCUAAAUGAUAAAUGAUAUUGUACUUUCUCACCUGAACACUUAAUUUUUCUUGUAUGGACUGUGUAAGAAGUAUCUUGUACUUUGAACAAAUUUCAUCUUUAAGACCUUUGAUAUUAACCCAUAAAGACACAGUCAUACUUUUGUGGCAGUUCCUCAAUGACUAUUUCUCUGUAUCUAUCCUUUCUUCAAAUCUAUAUCACUAUUUAUUAUAGCAUUAUCCUCUGUAUUUUGUGUUUUUUCAGUGAAAAUCAGGUAUUUUCCAAAUAAAAUGUAGUGAUCAUGUA